Momordica charantia (bitter melon) is the source of this 1193-nucleotide messenger RNA. Its product is annotated as tobamovirus multiplication protein 1. NCBI's taxonomy places the organism in Eukaryota, Viridiplantae, Streptophyta, Magnoliopsida, Cucurbitales, Cucurbitaceae. The record is from RefSeq and is a predicted model, not a curated record.
UCCGCUCUCUGUGGCGCGCGCGGGCAUUAACAGACGAACGAGGGUAGGCUUCACAAUCUUCUUCUCCUUCGCGAUAUUUUUCCCACUUUUGAAGCUCUAAUCUAUAAUGGCGAAGGCGUUUUUAAGGCCGACGAGCUUUGCGGUUGAAGGGGGAUUUGAAUGGUGGAAUGAGAUCGACGAAUCGGAGCAAUGGCAGAAUGGGAUUUACUACUUCUUGGCUGCCUCUUAUGGCAUCAUUUCCCUCAUUGCCUUAGUUCAACUUAUCCGAAUUCAAAUAAGAGUACCAGAAUAUGGGUGGACAACACAAAAGGCGUUCCAUUUGAUGAAUUUCAUUGUAAAUGGAUUGAGGGCUAUUCUCUUUGGGCUUUAUAAGAGUGUUUUCCUCAUUCGGCCAAAGGCUCUUGAAAUGGUGGUUAUGGAGAUUCCUGGACUUCUAUUUUUUUCAACAUACACUCUGCUUGUUCUAUUUUGGGCUGAGAUAUACCAUCAGGCACGGAGUCUUCCUAUUGAUAAACUUAAGCCCACUUACUGUAUCAUCAAUGGAGUUGUGUAUCUUACACAGAUCUGCAUUUGGAUAUUUGUGAUGUUAAGCCGAACACAUGGUGCAGUUAUAGCUGCUAAGCUCUUCUUUUCAGUGGUUUCAUUUUCUGCUGCACUGGGUUUCCUGAUUUAUGGUGGGAGGCUAUUUGUCAUGCUGAGACGCUUCCCUAUUGAAUCUAGAGGGCGCCAAAAAAAGUUGUAUGAGGUUGGUUGUGUGACAGCAAUUUGUUUUAGCUGUUUCUUUAUAAGAUGUUUUGUGCUUGCCCUCUCGGCAUUUAACAAGGAUGCUGAUCUUGAUGUCCUAGAUCAUCCCAUGCUCAACUUGAUAUACUACAUGUUGGUAGAGAUUGUUCCGUCGGCAUUGGUUCUGUUUAUACUGAGAAAACUUCCUCCGAGGCGUGUAUCUGAUCGGUAUCACCCCAUUGAAUGAAGCUCUCAAAAAUUUCUGGUCAGCAGAACUUUCCAUUCUAGUUAUGUUUUUAUUCUGAGUAGAAGAUUUUUGUUCUUUAGGACUUUAGUUGCAGAUUUCUGUUUGUCUAUUUGGCUAGAUUUACAUUAUCGCUUCUACUUUAAUAAAAAAAUACCUCUUCAAGCUGAAAAAAAAAAAACCUUCUGUCUUAUGCAAAAUAUACCAUUACUUUUAGGAUGCUUUA